CCACGUCAAGAACAGUAGACAAACAAGGAUGGGCUGGUGUCUACAUUGACGAUGAGGAUCAAGGGAUCAUGGUUCUUUUCUUCAUUGUGGAUCCGUACGAAGGAGACUACAAACAACAACAAAUCCAACUUUGCAAGCUCGAUCACCAGGAAAAAUUUCAAGUAUGCUUCGUGCCGAAUGACUUUCAAGUUUCAAUCUUGAAGGACGAGGAGGCCUAUAGAAUCACGUUGCAGCCGAUAUUUCUUUGUAGUUUCUUUAUUGUUUGUAUGUUUUAUUUGUUGAGAAUUCUGUUUUGGUUGAAUCCAUUUGUUGUAUGAUUGACUCGAGUAUAUAAUAAAGAGGGUUUUUUCUUCAUAUUUAUUUAUCAAUACUUUCUUUUUUAAUAAGUAAACUAUAAUGUUGAA
This is a messenger RNA of Linum tenue, 404 nucleotides long. The record is from the annotation of a GenBank genome assembly. Lineage: Eukaryota; Viridiplantae; Streptophyta; Magnoliopsida; Malpighiales; Linaceae.